Molecule: messenger RNA, 1122 nt
Organism: Chenopodium quinoa (quinoa)
Lineage: Eukaryota; Viridiplantae; Streptophyta; Magnoliopsida; Caryophyllales; Amaranthaceae
Product: BURP domain-containing protein BNM2A-like
Exons: 2
Coding region: 76-957 (293 amino acids)
Source: RefSeq, a predicted model, not a curated record
UAGCCUUAUAUUGCUCAUUCUCAUCAGUCAUCACACAUUCACACCAACACAUUUAUUUCAACCUAAAUUUCUAAGAUGUAUUAUUAUUCUCAAUUUACUCGGUGGAGUUUGGCUUUGUGUUUGCUUCUAUUAAUGAUUGGUUAUGUAAUUGGAGAAAACGUUGCAACAAAUCGAAACGAUGUAGGAAGUCAUCAUCAUCAUCAAGGCCAUUCAACAACACCACACAUGGAUCAUUCAGUGCAAGUAUUUUUCACCCCUAAAGACCUUAAACUAGGAAAUAUAAUACCUAUCUUCUUUAGAGGCCGAAACCCUUCUUCGAGUUCUCCUCAUUUUCUUCCUAGGGAAGAAGCCAAGUUAAUACCUUUCUCACCAUCUAAACUCCCUUAUCUUCUUAAACUUUUCGGCUUUUCUCAAGCUUCGUCUCAAGCUAAAGCCAUGGAAGAUACCCUAAGACAAUGCAUCAUAGUAAAACCUAUAUUAGGAGAGAAUAAAUUUUGUGCUACUUCCUUAGAGUCUAUGCUCGAUUUUGUGCAUAAGAUUUUUGGACCAACAACAAAGUUUAAGGCCUUGAGCACCAAAAAGUCUGAAAAAUUUGGUAGUAAUAAUUUACAAAAUUAUACCAUAGUAGAUGCACCUAGACAAAUACUAGCCCCGAAAAUGGUUGCUUGUCACACCAUGCCGUACCCAUAUGUGGUGUACUAUUGCCACUUCCAAGAAAGGGAAAGCAAGGUGUUUCAAGUUUCAUUAAGAGGUGAAGAUAAUUAUAUUGUACAAGCUGUUGCUGUUUGUCAUAUGGAUACCUCUCACUGGAGUCCUGAUCAUGUCUCGUUUCGAGUUCUAGGCGUUAAGCUUGGUUCCCCAGUUUGCCAUUUCUUUCCUGAAGAACAUCUUGUUUGGGUGCCAAUAAUAUCUAAUACUCCUACUCAUAAUUCAUUAGGAAGAGUAUCAAGUAUGUAACAAUAUAAUAAAGUGACUACUAGUACUUAUUAUGGCCUGGUUACAAUAUCAGUGACUAGUGCUCUAAUCUGCUGUAAUACCAGUACUAUGUAUUUUACUUUGUGUUUUCUCUCUGUAAUAAUAUUGAUGGCAAAAUAAAUAAAGUUGUGAUUUUUAAUUCUAUUA